AUGCCGCACGUACAGUGUCGCUGGUGGAACUGUGUGCUCUGCCUGUGCGGGCCCUGCAUCUGUGUGCUGCUUCUCUUCAUCUACGUCGCCGUCAUGACCACUGUAGCCAUGAACCGCCACAUCGCAGGCCAGAUCUCUGCAGGCUCCGCCUUCAGAGACGUUGCGGUUCCUCCGGUCAUAAAACCGCGUUCAAAUCCAAAGGACCGGUUUGUUGCCAAAGGAGCCGAGAGGUCGAAAAAGAACGGACCAACUCCCAAAGUAUUCUGGGAAAAAGGUGAUAACACACCGCUGUGGAACCAGCUCCAAAAAGUGGUGGACGAUGGAUUGAACCCCAUCCUGCAUCCAGGGGUCUCAGAGGACCCGGGGCCCCUGGGGGCCUCUCUGCUCUCUCAGUCUCUGUCUGAGCUCCGCUCUGAAACACUCAUGGAGCCGCUGCGCCACUAUGUGAGGUCCAUGAGCAGGAGGCAGUAUCCACUGCUGAUGGAGCCCAGGGGCCGGUGUGGUGUGGGGGGCACACAGGACGGGGGCCCCGCCCUUCUGCUCUUGGCCAUCAGGAGCAGAGCUCUCAGCUACAGGAGCCGACAGGCCAUCAGGGAGAGCUGGGGCCAGGGGGGCUGGGUGCGCACACAGAGUGGAGAUGGGAUGGGGGCCUACGUACGCAGAGUCUUUCUCCUGGGGACAGAGAGCUCUGGGGCCCUCACACACGCCUCCUCUGAGCUCCUGACUCUGGAGCAGCAGCACUACGGGGACCUGCUGCAGUGGGAGCUGUGGGACAGCCCCAUGAACAGGACGCUGCUGCAGCUGCACUUCUGGGCCUGGGUCACACACAACUGCGCACACACCACCUUUGUGUUCGAGGGCGACGACCAGGUGUUUGUCAACACUCCUGCGCUGGUGGCUCUGCUGCAGGCGCAGCUGCAGGAGCCCCGGGGCCCCAGGCUGCAGGACGUCAUGCUGGGGAAGGUGUUGAGCCGAGAGCAGCCCAACAGGAGCCCACUCUCUAGUCACUUUGUCCCUGAAAGCUUCUACAAAGGCUCGUACCCGCUGUUGGCCAGUGGGACGGGCCGCGUGUCGUCCGCUCUGCUGCUGCGCCGUCUGCUGCAGGUGUCGCACAGAGUACACCUGUUCCCCGUGGAGCAGGUGUACGUGGGCAUGUGCAUGAUCCGCCUCAACCUGUCCCCCACACAUCACCCGGCCUUCCUCCCCUCUGACUCGGACUCUGGCUGGACUAAAGAGCAGCAGGAGGAGCUGUGUGCGCCCCGCAGAGCAGUGGUGCUGGACGCACACAGCCACACACAGGUGCUGCAGCUGUGGGAGCGCGCCAACAAAGCACUCUGCACCAACACCACUGUGGCCCCACACACCACCAAGGGCCCCAUUGUCACCCCGGGGGGGGAACAAGGCCACGUGUGGUAA
Molecule: messenger RNA, 1416 nt
Organism: Knipowitschia caucasica
Lineage: Eukaryota; Metazoa; Chordata; Actinopteri; Gobiiformes; Gobiidae
Source: the annotation of a GenBank genome assembly